Molecule: messenger RNA, 189 nt
Organism: Penicillium angulare
Lineage: Eukaryota; Fungi; Ascomycota; Eurotiomycetes; Eurotiales; Aspergillaceae
Exons: 1
Coding region: 1-189 (62 amino acids)
Source: RefSeq, a predicted model, not a curated record
AUGGCUGGUCUCUACCAACAUUGCCGCUCAACGUCGACUAUUUCAAGCUAUACACAGACCCAGAAACCAUGGGGCUACAUUGAUAUCUUAGUUGAUCUUAGUACCGAGAUCGACAAGGCCAACACCGUAAGUCGCCUUCUGCUAGACUUGCAGCCUGAAACAGGCGCCAGGAAGCGCAAGGAACUUUGA